AAAUUAAAAAGUCGAAAUCAAAGGAUCCUAACCUAUAAAAAUUGUUGAAGCUCAUCUUUCGGUAUUCCAACUUAAUUUUUGCAAUUAAAUCUGAUAAAUCUUGUUUGUUAAAAGUUUAAUUCAGAUUAUAAUUUUAAUAUUGAUGAAGAAAUAGGCUACUGGGAUAAUUUAGGUAGUAUUACCUCAGAAUGCACAUAGCCAUACAGUAAAGCCGUUCUUUAUCUUCAAAGGAAUAUCAGAAAUAUUUCAUCUCAAGUUUGAACGUGAAAUUCCAAUUUCGAACAUGUCUACCGAACAGUCAACCGAGGGUUCGGCCAACAACAACAACCCCCUCGAACAAUUCGUGCAAUUGGCCAAAUCGGCCAGAGGGGCAGCCGCUGUGGAACUCAUAAAGCAAGUCAUAGCUGCUCCCGGCGUCUAUGUUUUCGGAGAGCUGCUAACCAUGCCAAGAAUCAAAGAGCUCGAAACGGGUUCAACAGUGAACUACUAUAAUACAUUAUCGCUGUUCGCCUACGGUACGUACAGAAUGUAUUUGGAUAACAAGGCUCAAUUCAUUGAUUUGGGACCUAUUGAGUCAAGAAAACUGCAACAUCUCACUAUUGUAACCCUGGCUACUGAACUAAAGUGCAUUCCUUACUCGAUUCUUCUAAAGGAUUUGGACAUCAAAAACGUUAGAGAUCUUGAGGACUUGAUAAUAGAGGCUAUCUAUGCUGACAUAAUUCACGGCAAACUGGACCAGAAAAACAGCCAGCUGGAGGUGGACUACGCUAUAGGCCGAGACACACAGCCGUCUCAGUUGGGAUCUGUGAUUGGGACUCUACAGGAAUGGUGUGACAGCUGUGAGGCCAUACUUGCAUGUGUUGAGACCCAGAUUAAUCGGGCCAAUGCUGAGAAGAAUCGGGCACUCAAACAUAAGGAGGAGAUCGAGCAGGAGGUUAUCAAUAUCAAGAAGGCGCUGAAAACUCAGACACACGACACAGACGAGGCAAUGUCGACUGACGCCAUCACAAUAGGCAGCAGUGAUAAGUCUUCUAAGAAAACUGGAAAAACCAAACCAAUGAGGACCGGCACCAAAUUUUGGCAAAAAUAAUCGCAAAACCAAGUUUCGAGACUUUGGAGUCGAUAUCGGUUAUAACGAUACUGGUGGGCGAUAUUUUGGAUAUCGAUAUAGGUGAUCGAUACUUUCAACAUCGAUACUGGUAGUCGAUAUUUUGGAUAUCGAUAUAUGUGAUCGAUACUUUCAACAUCGAUACUGGUAGUCGAUACUUUGUAUAUCGAUAGUGGUGUUCGAUACUUGGAUAUUCGGUACUUGAGAUUUUUUUUUAUUGAUUUGUUAAAAAUUUGAUGGUGUUGGGAUCAGUAUUGUCUAGUUUUCUACUUGUAAAACUGGAGGACAUUUGAGGAAAUUAUUUCAAAAAAUUAUUCUCAAGAUCUCAAGUUGAAUUGUCUUAUUUUAUUAGAUCUUGGCAAUAAAUUACUAACUAGGGCCCGGUUGCACCAAAGCCGGUCAAACUUUAACCAUGAUUAACUUCACGAGAACCAAUCAGAGAAGGCUUUUUUGAAAAGACAGCUCCUCUGAUUGUUUCUCGUGGAACUAAUCACGGUUAAAAUUUAACCCGCUUUUGUGCAACCGGCACCUUAUCAAUAAAUUGCUACUACUGUCCACCGCUCGUAACUUGGUCUCUGGAAGGAAUGCAGUCGAUCUAGUUUUAGGCGUGACAUAUGGCACUGGAGAGCCAGGUAGCGAGUACACAAACGCUGUGGUCUAUUUUGUCUUCGCCAAAUGUAAUUGAGCAAUUUCCAUCCCAGCGAUCUAUAAGUAAAAUUACAUCAUAACGUUUUUAGUCGUUACAUAAAAUAAUAGAAUUUAAGAUGAAUAACUAAGUUAAUGAAAAAAUAACACAACAUUUCGACGUUUACUCCGGUCAGCUGCGGGAACAAAACUGAAAGCUGAUGGUAAAUAGCUUUAUUAGUGAGCACGGUUUGUAGUCACACUACCGAUUCGUCAACAAGAUGGCGCCACUCGUUCAUUUCCCCCCUACGCCCUUCGACCAUUAAUAUAAUUAUAAUAUAUAGUAUAAUUAUAAUAUAAUUAUAUUAAUGGUCGAAGCCUACGCCAUAGACCUCAGAAGCCAAGUUACGAGCGGUGGACAGUAACAACUGUUCCCAGUGAAAUCGAUAAAAGUAUUCGAUAUUUCUUGUGUCGAUGUCCUAAAUUCGAUAUUCAAAAUGUUGAUACCAGUAUGCAAUAUCGUCGAUAUCAGUGAAAAGUCAAGACUUUCUAAACUGUAAGGUAAUUAAAUUCGAUAUUUCUUGUGUUGAUGUCCUAAAUUCGAUAUUCAAAAUGUUGAUACCAGUAUGCAAUAUCGUCGAUAUCAGUGAAAAGUCAAGACUUUCUAAACUUUAAGGUAAUUAAAUAAUUUUCUAAUUAAGUUGUUUCUGUGCUUACUGUAAUUGAAUUUCUAAUCUGUAUUUAGUUUGUAAUAUUGAUGAAAGAUUAUAUGAUUAAUUGAUGGUAA
Messenger RNA from Nilaparvata lugens (brown planthopper), 2519 nucleotides. RefSeq names its product COP9 signalosome complex subunit 7 (gene CSN7). Gene Ontology annotation, cellular component: COP9 signalosome. NCBI's taxonomy places the organism in Eukaryota, Metazoa, Arthropoda, Insecta, Hemiptera, Delphacidae. The coding region runs from base 284 to 1090 and encodes 268 amino acids. The record is from RefSeq and is a predicted model, not a curated record. The transcript has 6 exons. Gene Ontology annotation, biological process: COP9 signalosome assembly.